Magallana angulata is the source of this 7236-nucleotide messenger RNA. RefSeq lists its product as uncharacterized. The record is from RefSeq and is a predicted model, not a curated record. Gene Ontology annotation, molecular function: DNA binding; DNA topoisomerase type I (single strand cut, ATP-independent) activity; zinc ion binding. Gene Ontology annotation, biological process: DNA topological change. NCBI's taxonomy places the organism in Eukaryota, Metazoa, Mollusca, Bivalvia, Ostreida, Ostreidae. Gene Ontology annotation, cellular component: nucleus; membrane; chromosome. The transcript has 55 exons.
GUGUUCUUUACGAUUGUUAUAAUGAAAAAACAAAUCGAAAACAAACAGGAUCAACUUAACAUAUAUCUUUAUGAAAAAGGCGCUAUGAUUAGAAAUUUUGUUGGAAUACUAAUCCGUAGAAAAUAUUGCUCUUAUGCAAGUGCAGAUAUGGUGAAAGUAUUGAACGUUGCAGAGAAAAAUGACGCUGCAAAAACUAUUGCGAAUGUCAUAUCAAGAGGGAGUGCAAGAAAGAGAGAGGGGUUUUCAAAGUUCAACAAGAUAUAUGAAUUUAAUUACAACAUAUUAAACAAGAAUUGUUUGAUGAUGAUGACCUCCGUGAGUGGACAUUUGUUGGAGAUGGACUUCGUUGGACAAUAUAACAAAUGGUAUUCCUGUAGUCCAUUGUCCUUAUUUGACCUUCCCAUUGAGAAAAAAUGUCCAGAUAAAUUUGCAGAUAUAAAGAGAACGCUGGAGAGGGAGGUUAGACAGAGUCAGUACCUCAUCAUCUGGACGGAUUGUGACAGGGAGGGGGAAAACAUCGGCCAUGAAGUCAUCCAAGUGUGUAAAGCAGUGAAUCCUAACAUACCUGUAUACAGAGCAAGAUUUUCUGAAAUUACCCCACAGGCUGUUGCCAGAGCCUGCAGUAACCUGGUUCCUCCGGAUCAGAGAACCAGUGAUGCUGUGGACGUCCGACAAGAACUUGACUUGAGGAUUGGUGCUGCUUUCACCAGAUUCCAGACGAUGAGACUCCAGAAAAUAUUCCCGGAGGCAUUGGCAGAUAAGUUGAUCAGUUAUGGCAGCUGUCAAUUUCCUACACUUGGCUUUGUAGUGGAGCGAUACAAGCAGGUCCAAGCUUUUAUCCCAGAGCCUUUCUGGAAAAUAAAAGUGACACACAUGUUUGAUGAAGAAACAAAGUGUGAGUUCUCUUGGAAAAGAAACCGUUUGUUUGAUCACAAUGCCUGUCUGAUCCUGUAUGAACAAUGUGUAGAGAAUCCCCAAGCCACAGUGAUGGAAGUGAAAUGUAAACCAAAGAGCAAGUGGAGACCAACUCCAUUAGACACGGUGGAAAUGGAGAAGCUGGCCUCUAGAAAGCUACGCCUGAGCGCCAAGGAAACCAUGAGAAUUGCAGAGAAUCUGUACACCAAGGGGUUCAUUAGCUAUCCCCGAACAGAAACCAACAUCUUUCCCAAAGACCUGGACCUAGCAGCCCUUGUACAGGAACAAAGUCGUGAUCCAAACUGGGGAGGUUUUGCUAGUGGGAUAUUGCAGGACAGACCAAAUCCCAGGAAUGGAAACAAGUCAGACCAGGCCCAUCCACCCAUACACCCCAUCAAGUACACCGCUACUCUACAGGGAAAUGAUGCCAGACUUUAUGAGUUUAUUGUUCGACAUUUCUUGGCUACUUGCUCCAAGGAUGCUCAAGGACAAGAGACCACAGUGACGAUUAAUAUUGCUGAUGAAAUGUUCACAGCCCAAGGCUUGAUGAUCACUGCCAGGAAUUAUCUGGAUGUAUACCCCUAUGACAGAUGGAAUGCUAAGACCAUUCCAGUGUACCAGGAGGGAGACUCUUUUCAGCCAAAUUCUAUAGAUAUGCUGUUCAGUGAAACCUCACCACCCCCAUUAUUGACAGAAGCUGACCUCAUUGCCUUAAUGGAAAAACACGGCAUAGGAACAGAUGCGACUCAUGCAGAGCACAUAGAGACAAUCAAAACAAGAAUGUACAUAGGGGUAAACAACGAUGGCCGUUUUGUUCCUGGUCAGCUGGGGAUGGGACUGGUCGAAGGGUAUGAUGCCAUGGGAUAUGAAAUGUCAAAGCCUCACCUGCGUGCUGAACUGGAGGCAGAUCUAAAAAGAAUAUGUGAAGGGAAAAAAGAUAAAAAUGUGGUGCUGACGCAACAAGUGGCCAAGUACCGGGAUGUGUUCAAAGUGGCGUGUGAGCAGGCCCUCAAGAUUGACCAGGCCCUGUCACAGUACCUGGGGGAGGCCAAGGAAAUCCCCGUGGGAGAGGAGCUAGAACGCCUGUCAGUUGUCCCUGUGAAGAAAUGUUCAAACUGUGGACUAGAGAUGACCUUGAAGACCAAAAAAUCAGGAGGGUUCUACAUAGGAUGCCAGGGUUAUCCCUCAUGUCGCUCUGCUAUCUGGUUCCCAGACUUUGUGUUAGAUGCCAGCGUUAGUGAUAUCAAGUGUGAAACUUGUCAAGCUCACCUGGUAAAUUUUAAGUUCAAGAUGGGGUCUGUUCCUCCCAUGCUGCCUUUAGAAUACGCUGGAUGUGUGGCGGGCUGUGAUGAAUUAUUGGCAGAGUCUCUUCAAAUCAACCAUUCAGCCCCACCCUCUAGCCAGAGACCCACACAACAGAUGAUGGGGGGUCACACCCGCCAGGAAUCCCAGCGAGUGCCCCUAGUGACCGUACAACCCUUCAACAGACAGACAGACAACCAGGAGUCCACAGGACAGGAAGUUGUGUGUAACUGUGGGACAAGUGCUCUUCUACUCACAGUUAAAAAAGACGGUCCUAAUCAAGGAAGGCAGUUCUACAAGUGUGGAGGUUCUGUAUGUAAUUUCUUCUUGUGGGCUGAUGAAUCCCAGAACAAUACUCUGAACAACAGUAGAGGACCCCCAGGGGGAGGCGGGGGAGUCAACAGUAGAGGACCCUUGGGGGGAGGUGGGGGAGUGCGAGGAGGGGGAGGAGACAGGUUUCAGAAUCCUGGCCCAGAGGUAACCUGUAACUGUGGAGGCCCUGCUCGCCUACUGAGAGUGACCAAAGAGGGUCCAAAUAAGGACCGAGAGUUCUAUUCCUGCUCCCUACCUAGAGGUCAAGGUUGUGAUUUCUUUCAGUGGGCAGAUGCUACAGAUGAAAAUGGUGACAGAAGUUUUAGAGGAGGUGGUGGGGGAGGACAACAAGGGAUAACAAAUAAUGGAAAUCAAGAGGUGAUGUGCAACUGUGGAACCCAGGCAAAGUUGUUGACAGUGAAUAAAGAAGGUCCCAACAAGGGGCGUACAUUUUACGCCUGUGCCAAUCCCAGAGAUCAAAGCUGUAACUUCUUCCAGUGGGGGGAUGUUACAAAUGACGAAAACCGAGGAGGAAACUUGAGUGGAGGAGGAGGGUAUCAAGGAACUCAUAGUGGUGGAGAUUCUGACAUCAUGUGUAAUUGUGGAAAUCCAGCCAAAAUGUUGACAGUGAAUAAAGAAGGUCCCAACAAGGGGCGUACAUUUUACGCUUGUGCCAAUCCCAGAGAACAAAGCUGCAACUUCUUCCAGUGGGCAGAUGUUACAAAUGAUGAGAACAGUGGAGGACAGUUUGGUGGGGGUGGCGGGGGAGGAGGGAGGUACCAAGGAACUCAAAGUGGUGGAGAUUCAGAUGUCAUGUGCAAUUGUGGCAAUCCAGCCAAAAUGUUAAUGGUGAAUAAAGAAGGUCCCAACAAGGGGCGUACAUUUUACGCCUGUGCCAAUCCCAGAGACCAAAGUUGUAAAUUUUUCCAGUGGGCAGAUGAAAGUUCUAGUGGAGGAAACACAAAUACAGGUAAUAUACUUAAAUAUUUAUACGAUUACUUAGAUAGUUUAAAUGUCAGAGAAUUGAGUUACCGGUGAUCAUUAUUGUUGAGUACACCAUUUCUAUGUUCUCCUCUUACAGGAGUCAGCAAAAAGAGAACACUGUCCAUGUUAGACAGCAGUGGUGUCACGCCCACCAAAAAGCGGGCAGCCAGGAAAUGUGGGCUCUGUGGAGAGGAAGUUAACCCUGCGUAUCGUGAUGACAGUCUACAACGUGACAGGGUAGCGGUAGACAUGGAGGGAAUACGAAUGGAAGAGCGUCGGGGAUCAGAUGGCUCUAGAGAAUACUGUCCAGAGGGAAGCACGCGUAGGAGGUGGGCUGCCACUGCUGAACCCAGGGAUACAGCUGACCUAAUUAAUGCCCUCCCCAGUCGACAACUUGAACAAAUUGCCAGUGGAGUGGCAGCCAAGGAGUCAAUCAGAAGGAGGAAGAGCAGCCGGAGGUCGAUUCAUGGCACGCUGCGUGCAGCCCGGGGGAAAGACGCCAAUGAAGUGGCCGACUCGUUCACUAGAAAUGAUGAUUACAUGGACGAGCUUGAUGGAGAGGCCAGGACCACAGAGACCCUCAGAAGAAUGGUCCUACCCAUGCAUGAUAAACUCUCUAUCAAAAGAACCACGUCAGAAACCAGGAAACAAAUGACCUUGAAGAGAGGUCAAACACACAAGAAAAUUGGAUGGUGGAAGAGGACAAAAUACAGCAUUGGAAUAUCUUGGAUGCAUUUCAAGCAUCGAAUGGCAGAGUUUGCCUACUCUCUGGAACUAUGGAGAAGUCACAUGAAAAAAAUUGAGGGGCAUUUUGGGACUGGGGUGACCUCUUACUUCCUCUUUUUGAAGUGGCUUUUCCUUCUGAACAUUCCUGUGUUUACUCUGACCCUCGGCUUUGUUGUGGUGCCCCAGAUUCUGUACAGAUACAACAUCAAGGUCCCCAGUGGAUAUGGAUUCUCGGUCAAUGAAACCUCUGUAUCCUUUACUGGAGAGGAACUGCUUACAGGGGGAAACUGGUUCAACAACACAGAGUUGUACUACGGAUUUUACACGGACCAGGUUAUUGAGAUUCCAGUGAAUUCUACAACGAGCUACAACAUGAAGUAUGCUUACCUGUUCACCUGUGGUGGUUACUACAUCCUCUGCCUCAUUACACUGGCCAUCAGUAUUUCACAAUCCUACAAAAUGAACUACAUUGAGGGUAGUGGGACCCACACAUUUUAUAAUGUCAGCAGAGUUUUCUGUGGAUGGGAUUACAACAUCACAGACAAAGCAGCAGCACGACUGAAGCACAAGAGCUUCUACAAUGAGAUGAAGGAGUACUUGUCUGGGAGCAAGAAGAAGAGUCAUAAAAAGAACAUGGAGGAGCGGUGUAAGCUGUUAUUCCUGCGAGUGUUAACCAACCUGCUGAUCCUCGGCUCCAUAGCCGGACUCUCCUAUCUGGUAUUCUGGAUAUCGGGCAGUGGCACCCUCAAGGGCUCAGUGUACAUUCUCAGUGAUCUGGCUCUCUCUCUAUGUGUGUCCGCAAUCUUCCUGGUCUUCCCACCCAUAUUCUCAAAGAUUGCACAGUUUGAAAAAUACGAGGAACCAAAGAAUGAACUGUACAUCAACAUGAUCAGAACCAUGUUGUUGAAGACGUGUGUGCUGGGGAUCCUGGUUUACUUCUGGUUCACAGACACAGCCAAAGAUAAGUACUCUUGCUGGGAGACCGCAGUCGGUAGCGAGAUUUACCGCCUUGUAUUGGUGGAUUUCUUUUUCAUCCUUGGAGCUACAUUUUUCCUUGAAUUUCUACGCAGAAUAUGUGGUCAGUAUUGCUGCAAUAAAGGCAAUGAGGAGCAGGAGGGACAGGCCAUGGGGCCAGAAUUUGACAUUGGCAGGAACACCCUGGAUCUGAUCUACUCCCAGGCCCUGUGCUGGCUUGGCACCUUUUAUUCUCCACUUUUAUCUCUGGUCAUGAUGGUCAAGUUAUUCAUUAUCUUCUAUGUCAAAAUGGUCAGUGUUCUACAAAAUUGCCAGCCCUCACUGCGGCCUUGGAGAGCUGCCAAGUCCCACACCAUAUUCAUGGGCUUCCUCUUCUUCUUCUUCCUAAUGGCGAUGGUAGCUGUGGCUGUAGGGGUCAUCAUAAUCGAGCCGAGUAAAGUGUGUGGUCCAUUCCGAGGGGAAGAGAAGGCCUACUCUAUAGUAACAAACCUGAUUGACAGCUGGAAAGGAGACCUGAAAGUUCUUCAUGACAUCAUCAACUUUAUCUCCAGUCCAGGAAGUAUUGCCAGUAUUCUGGUUGCCCUAUGUGUUGGGACAUACUACAUGAGGAUUGUGAUGAUUGGCCAUAAAGAGAUGGUGACUCUACUGAGACAACAGUUACAUAUGGAAGGGCGGGAUAAAGCCUACCUACUCCGAAUGUUACAAGAUGUCAGUCAGAAGAAGAAGGAGAAGCUGGGACCUUCCAAUGUCAACAGGCUGCUGUCUCCGACCUCCAACUCCACCCUAGAGGCCGGCCAGAGGACAGCUGGUCGCCGUGUGUUUGCAAGGACUGCCGCAGACACAGUGGCCUCUAUGGCGCCCGGCAACACCAGAAUGAGGAAUCUGAAUGGUGUGUUACGCUGAGCACGAGUUCAUCUGGCACAGACACAAAGGUUUCAGAAAUCCAGCGAUCGGCAUUCUCAUAUGAACCAUUGGUUGAUUGUUUUAGGUUUUGUUAUUCUUUGAUUACAAUUUUGUAUGGGUAAAUCAUUGGGUCCAAGUUUUACAGAUUUACAUGUAUAUAUACAUGUACCUAGGUAGUCAAUUUUGAUUUAUACUCUGAAUAUAUUCUGUGAUAGUUUUCUUAAUAAGUCUUACCAAGGCAAAACUACAUGUCUUAGGGCAUUGCUUUCCUGUCCUAAUUAAAGUGUUUCACCUGUACCAAACCUAUCUUUACUUAAGACAAAUAAUGAAUUAAGGAAUAAGAACAAUAUCGUUUGUAUAUUGAGAGAUGAUCGAUACAGUGACUUGUAUUAUUCCUUGUUUUCUGUACAAGAGCCAACAUGUUACAUGAUGCAUAAUAAACUUAAUGAUUACCAGUAUUCUGGUAUGCUUUCAAUGUUGUAUCAUACAAUUAAAUCUCAUUUUUCUUGUGUAUUGUUAUACCCACUUCAUAUGAAAGACUUUGACCAAAUCUACAAACCUCAGAAGGAUUUUGUGGUGCAUUAUUUAUUGCUAUUCAGAUUAAAUUGUGUUCUUUAACACAGUGCAAUGGUUUACAUAACAUAUGAUUGCUGCUAUAUGUUUUUCGUUGAAACAUAAUUCAUUUAAAUUCGUCUUGCUUGUUUGAUUAUGAAUAUAUAGCUUUCACUGAGCAGUGGGAGUUUCAUAAGAAAUGAAUUUGUAUUAAUUAAUUCUAUAAAUUACCGGUAAUUCAUGUUAGGUUAUGUAAUACAUGAUAGGUAUUUAUAUCAACUCUAUUGCCAUUUUGUUCAUUAACAUGCUUGUUAGAGUCAAAUAUUUGUUUAUGAUCAGAGAAAAGUAUUGUCAUUAAACUCUAUCUCAAAAAAAAAAAAAAAUCCCACAAAACAAAACAUUUUCUGCAUUCAAAAGCAUUAACCAAUUCUACUUUAAAUGAAUUCUGUUGUAACAAGAAUUAUUAUUAUUGGAAAGUUGUAAACAAUUCUUAUACAUGCAUGUAUUGUUUUCAGAUAUACAAAUAUAUAACUUUAUGUAUUGUUUUAAAUAAACAGAGAAACAUUG